AUGCACACACUAACUUAUUACACAAACUACAGCACGCUGUCUGUGAAAUUUGUGCAGACGGUGGUACCGGGCCCUCGGGCUGAGGCGGCCCCGUGUCCCCCAGUGGAGCCCGAGCUGAAGCUCAUCGGCAACAUCCACGGCAACGAGGUGGCGGGCCGGGAGAUGCUCAUAUACCUGGCGCAGUACCUGUGCUCCGAGUACCUGCUGGGCAGCGCCCGCGGUGCCGGCUACAACGGGUGGACAAGCGGAAGGCAGAACGCGCAGAACUUGGACCUGAACCGCAACUUCCCUGACCUGACCUCCGAGUUCUACCGCCUCGCCUCGACCCGCGGCACGCGCACCGACCACAUCGCCAUCCCCCAGCACUACUGGUGGGGUAAGGUAGGAGCCACCAGGCCCCGCCCAUUCCCCUGUCUUACCUGGGUAGCAGGUGUCAUUGUGGAGGCCCCUCCAUCUUCCGGCUCGGGGGUGUCCUCCAGAGCACCCGCCUCUGGUCUGGGCCUCGGGGAACCUCUUUUCGGGUCUCCUUUCCAGAUGUUCAAGUUGCUGGCCAGAGCCUACGCGGAUGUCCACCCCAUGAUGAUGGACAAGUCAGAGAACAGGUGUGGGGGCAACUUCCUGAAGAGGGGCAGCAUCAUCAACGGGGCGGACUGGUACAGCUUCACGGGAGGCAUGUCCGACUUCAACUACCUGCACAGCAACUGCUUUGAGAUCACGGUGGAGCUGGGCUGCGUGAAGUUCCCCCCAGAGGAGGCGCUGUACGGGCUCUGGCAGCACAACAAGGAGAGGCUGCUGCGCUUCAUGGAGAUGGUGCACCGGGGCAUCAAAGGGGUGGUGAUGGACAAGUUUGGCAAGCCGGUCAAGAACGCCCGCAUUUCGGUCAAGGGGAUUCGCCACGACAUCACCACAGCCCCGGAUGGCGACUACUGGAGGCUGCUGCCCCCGGGGACCCACAUCGUCAUCGCUCAGGCCCCCGGCUACUCCAAGGUCAUCAAGAGAGUCACCAUCCCCGCCCGGCUGAGGAGGGCGGGCCGCGUGGACUUCAUCCUCCAGCCCCUGGGAACUGGACACAAGAAAUUCCUUCAGGGGCCUCGGCGAAGCGGGCCAGGGCUCCGAGACCCGCCAGGAGCAACCCCAGUUGGCAGCCCCAGCACCCCCUGGGCUCCCAGCACGGCCCUGCCCCCAGGCUCCCGGAUCGAGGGAGGCCGGAGGCGGGCAGGGCUGGACCGUGGACCCCCUGUCCGGCUGUCCGAAUCCAACCGCUGCAACCUCGGGGCUACACCUCGCAGCAAACCCCCGGAUGCGGUUCUUCGAGACACUGAACAAACAAACCUUUACCGAGACCGAGGAAGAGGAAAGAAGCACGAGGUGAUGGGAGAGGGACACGGCGCGUCCCAGCCAAGCUCCACAGGACGGAACGACAGGACGCGAGGAUGA
Myotis davidii is the source of this 1437-nucleotide messenger RNA. RefSeq names its product carboxypeptidase Z (gene CPZ). Gene Ontology annotation, molecular function: metallocarboxypeptidase activity; zinc ion binding. The transcript has 9 exons. Bases 1 to 1437 code for a protein of 478 amino acids. Gene Ontology annotation, biological process: proteolysis. NCBI's taxonomy places the organism in Eukaryota, Metazoa, Chordata, Mammalia, Chiroptera, Vespertilionidae. The record is from RefSeq and is a predicted model, not a curated record.